Messenger RNA from Penicillium robsamsonii, 1491 nucleotides. RefSeq names its product cytochrome P450. Lineage: Eukaryota; Fungi; Ascomycota; Eurotiomycetes; Eurotiales; Aspergillaceae. The record is from RefSeq and is a predicted model, not a curated record. Gene Ontology annotation, molecular function: heme binding; oxidoreductase activity, acting on paired donors, with incorporation or reduction of molecular oxygen; iron ion binding. The transcript has 4 exons. Bases 1 to 1491 code for a protein of 496 amino acids.
AUGGGCCUUUUGACACUGCUGCAACGUGCCAGCUUGUCACACCUACUGGCAUUCGGAACGACAGCUUUUAUCGCGUAUUGGAUUUCGGUCUACAUAUACCGCGUCACUCUACAUCCGCUCGCGAAAUUUCCUGGCCCGGAACUUGCAGGCGCGACCUUCUGGUACGAGUUCUACUACGAUCUAUUUCCUCACAAGCUGCACCCGGAGUAUCUUGACGACAUCUACGCCAGCGGACGCCGCAAGCGCAAUCGUGAUGAGUGGUUUUUCCAUUCCUCCAAGACUAGUCCGAUGGGAUGGUCAUUGUUCAACACAGUCGAUCAUGAUGUCCACCGGGUGAGGCGCGCUGCGCUCAGCCCGUUCUUCAGCAAGCGAUCAAUCCAAGCUCUGGAAGGCCGCGUCGUGGAAAAAAUCGAUAUUUUGAUAGAUCGAAUUGCGGAAGCCCGCAAGACUGGAGAAAACGUGAACUUGCUCUUUGCCGCAGGUGCUCUGACUAUGGAUGUCAUCUCUGCUUAUGCAUUUGGAAAAGAUUGGAACAAGUUGGGUGAGCCCGACUGGGCCGAGGAGGAGCUUGAGGGCUAUGCCAAGAUGGCGCAGAUGGGACCUUUUGCUCGUCAAUUCCCAUGGGUAGCGAAAGCGGUCAUUAUGUUGCUUCCACCUAAGUUGGUGACGAAGCUCAGUCCAGCUGCUGCCCUUGUACCACGGAACAGAGCCCUGUUCAAGGACAUGAUACAGACUGCAGUCGAAGAGGAACAGAACGGUCAGCUUGACAAAUCUGCAUCCCGGUCUAUAUUCCAGGAUAUUCUUCAGAGCAACCUACCGCCCAGUGACAAAACCCCUGCUCGCCUUUCGGCGGAGGCGGGCUUGCUUGUCAUGGCGGGAACUGAAACGACGGCGAGAUCAUUAGCCGUGAUUCUGUUCCUGCUUCUUGACACCCCACAUGUCUUGGAUCGAGUGAGGAAGGAGCUGGCGCAGCAUAUGCCUCGGCCUGAUUCGCGCAUUUCACUUGCUGAGCUAGAAGCCAUUCCGUAUUUCUCUGCUAUGAUAACCGAAGGCGUGAGGCUGUCUCACGUUGUUUCGAGUCGUAUGCCGCGAUACGCCCCCGAGGAAGAGCUCAAAUACAAGGAUUGGACGAUUCCAGCUGGCACAAGUGUCAUGCAAUCACACUACCUCCUUCAUACUGAUCCCACAAUCUUCCCAGAACCAUAUACAUUCGAACCACAACGGUGGAUUGACAACCCUUCGUUAAGGGCAAACUACUUCUUGGGUUUCGGCCGGGGUACCAGAGUGUGUCUCGGUAUCAAUCUUGCUAACGCAGAGUUGUAUCUCACAGUCGCCUAUAUCUGUGCCCGCUUCGACAUGGAGCUAUUUGAGACUGAAAGGGGGCGUGAUGUAGAUGUGGUCAUGGAUUCUGUUAUUGGACAACCUAGUCUGGAGAGCAAGGGGAUCAGGGUCAAGAUCACAAGAGACAGACUCAAGGACGAGCAAGCUUAG